This is a messenger RNA of Cotesia glomerata, 2052 nucleotides long. RefSeq names its product E3 SUMO-protein ligase PIAS2-like. The transcript is spliced from 2 exons. NCBI's taxonomy places the organism in Eukaryota, Metazoa, Arthropoda, Insecta, Hymenoptera, Braconidae. Gene Ontology annotation, molecular function: zinc ion binding; transcription coregulator activity; SUMO ligase activity. The record is from RefSeq and is a predicted model, not a curated record. The coding region runs from base 155 to 2047 and encodes 630 amino acids. Gene Ontology annotation, biological process: protein sumoylation; regulation of transcription by RNA polymerase II.
AUGAUUAAAGUUCUUUAACUGUGUUUUAAGCAAUUUAAUUAAAUCUGUUAUUAUUAAUGAAAUUAAAUACACUAAAAUUAAAUUAAGUACGUGAGUUAAUAAGUGAACAUAGUAGAUAUUGGACAACACAAUUAUAAACAGGAAUUUCUACAAAAUGGACAGACUAACCCCCGGAAUCUCCAAAGAACGCUUUUUUAAUGUUUUCCACGAGCUAUCCUUUGAUAUAGAAGCCCAACAAGCAAAUUGCUACUCAACAAUGAAUAGCCCACCACAACUUGCAUGUCAAGAUUGGAGCGAGUCCUCAAUAUCAAAAUCAGCUUUUACUAGAUAUUCAGCAAGUGAUCAAACAUGUGCCACACUAACUACUAAAUCACCAACCGAUGUAUCAUUAUAUCAAUUACCAGUCACGAGUUCAAGGGAUGUUACCGUUUAUCAGUCUUCAGUUAUCAGAACAAAUAAUGUAGCACAUACUUCAACUACUAGAUCAAGUUAUCGUGAUUCAUCUCGACCUUCAGAUUUUUGUUCCUCAAAUUCAUCAUAUCAAGAUAGCGAAUCAGACCGCUAUAGAUCGUGGAAUGAAGUGCCGUUUUACCGAAAUCCAAUUACCACAUCACAAAAUGAAUGUCCAUGUUCAAAUUUAUGUUGUGUUCCAACAUAUGACAGAUAUGAUUAUGAAUCUUCAUAUGUAAGAUACAAGGAUUAUCCCAUUAGACGUGACUCGUUUGUAAGAUACGAAACGCCACUAGCUGAUUCAGCGUUCUCGAUUUACAAAUCAAAAAGUUACGAUCGGUAUCCUAAGAGACCAGUCCCCAGAUAUCCGGUAAAUUACAGCCAGUAUUCUUCAUCAUGCGAAAGCGAAGAAGUAUACGCUCGUCCGCAUGGAAACAGAAGGUACGAACCUUAUCUGUGCUACGAGCCUCUGAGCAUGCGUCUUGGACCAAAAGUUGACAAUUUGCCUCCAAAACAGUUCAAAAAGCUGCCGUUCUACGACUUCAUAAGUGAGCUGAUGAGACCGAAGAGAUUGGAAGAUUUUUCAGGGUUCUAUCAAGAAAACGAGUUCCGUUUUAAGCUAAAUGAUAGGGAAUUCAAUACCUUCAGCAGGACUGAGCAUCAGGUCAACGGAAAGUGGAAGUACAAGAACCAGGUGCUGGUCAGGUUUGCGCUGGAUAAAAAUACUGAGCUAGAAGACAAAUUGCCGCCGGGUUUAUCUAUUUCAGUGAACGAAGACGUGGUGCUUGCGAACAAAUUUGUUGAUGAGGACUCUAAAGUCCAGAAACAGGGACCUAUUGAUAUCAGCUUUUCAGUAAAGCUCAAGCCUUACAAAACUAAUAAGAUAGUGAUCGGCUGGACUGAAGAAAGGAAAAGGAACCAUAAAUAUGUUGUAGGAAUUUAUUUAGCGCGAAAAAAUACCUGCUCUGAUCUGCUCAACCGGAUCCAGGUUUUGAAUCGCAAGGAUUACGAUUUUGCGAAAAAUGUUGUCAUGGAUAAGCUCAGCGGAGAUAGGGCAGAAAUCGCGAUGACUGAUUUGUGCGUAUCGCUGGUUUGUCCUCUGGGAAUGAUGAGGAUGAGCACGCCUUGUCGUGGUUCUCAGUGCGUGCAUUUGCAGUGCUUCGAUUUGUUGAUGUUUUUGCAGAUGAACGAAUAUAAAUCGGCUUGGAAUUGCCCGAUCUGUAACGAACCUACUUCCUUUGAGGAUAUUGUCAUUGACGGGUACUUUGAUGACAUUUUGAAGUCCAGUAAGCUCAAGCCGGAAACCAAUGAGGUUAAGCUCAGAAGAGAUGGAUCCUGGGAUAAUUUUGUACCGCGAGCAAAGUUGAUCAAGAGGAAGGAAAAGUCUAGAGAGGAAGUUAUUGAUGUUGAAUCAGAUGAUUCUUCCGACGAUGUUUCGCUGAUUGAUUUGGUUUCUGAUGAAGAAGGUGAAGGAAUCGGUGGAAGGAUUUUUUUUAAACAGGAACCUAAUGAUCUGGAAGUUAAUUAUGGUCAACACUCGCCAUAUUUUUGUAUUAUUGAUCAGACUGUGCCUUAUGAUAGCAAUUAUUAUUUUUAAGAAAU